Messenger RNA from Cuscuta epithymum, 732 nucleotides. The record is from the annotation of a GenBank genome assembly. Lineage: Eukaryota; Viridiplantae; Streptophyta; Magnoliopsida; Solanales; Convolvulaceae.
GUAAGCACUUGCAUUUUCGUGUAUAAAAUGUUAUUUUUGCACCAUUUUCGUGUAUUAUUUAUUUCCAAAAUGUAAAUUUAUGGGGUUAAUUGCAUAAUUUGAAAUAGAAAAGUAAAAGUGUUGCAAUUAUAUAGAUUGGGAGUAAUGUUAUUUAUUUCGCAAUAGAAGUUUAGAAUGUUAAUUGUGCCCUCAUGAAUUCUAAAAUAAUUUAAAUUAUGCAAUUAACACCAUAAGUUUAUUACAUUUUUGAAAGAAAUAAUACUUAACUAUGGUGAUUAAGUAACUUUUUAUUUAAAGUUUGGGGUAUUAAAAUUACAUAUGCAAGUUUGGGAUGCUCAUCUCACACCCCUUCAAAGUUUGGGGUGUUUUAAUUAUUUUCCCCUCUGCUAAAUUACAACAUGAUUUUGUCCGGCUGAAGCUCUUCAUCUGGGGCAGAAAUGCAGAAUUACACAGUCCAACCUUAAGCAAGAAAUAUCGAGAAGUAAUUGGAAUUGAUGUAAACAACGCCAAACGUUUUUUGGUAGGGGAAUUCUCUUCUCUUCAUACCCCCAACAAGAAAAUAAAUACAGUCUAUAACGAAGUGAAGAUCCUCGCAAAAAAAAAAAAGUAUAACGAAGUGAAGAAAGGAGAGAUCAACAAUAAACAAGAAUAUUCAAGCUGCAAUCCCAAAAGAGUUCGUAACAUGAAGAAAGGAAACAUCAAAUGAGUACAUUAUACUCCGUAUUUACUUAU